AUGCUGGUCAGAGUGCAACUUGUGACCUUUACUGCUGCUUCAUUGAGCGCUUUUGUGUUACUGGCAUGUCUCCUAGUAAUGGUGCACAUCAAGAAAGAUGUUCAAGAUGCAUAUAAACAAUUGGACAUCGAAAUGCAACAUUUCAAGAUAAUCACUAACGGUUUAUGGAAUGAUUUGAUCCUGCUCGGUCGUAAUCCUUUAAAAUUUCGCUCAAAACGGCAAUAUGGCGAAAGUUUGCAAAGUACGGACCAAAUUAAAACAGAUCAAUUCUUCAAACCCUUAACGAAUUCACUGUUUCCUAUUGUAAUUGGUGAUCACAAAGGAUUAAGUUUUCCACUUGACGAACCACAAUUUACCGAUGUUUGUAAAUGCGCUAAAGAGAAUGCGUGCCCAGCUGGACCACCAGGACCACCAGGACUAAAAGGACAUGCUGGAUUGAAUGGCUUAUCUGGAGUAGCUGGGCAACCUGGAAAGGAUGCUGAAAACAUUUCAUCGCUUCACAGAGAUGAACCUUGUUACUUCUGUCCUCGUGGGCCGCCUGGGAUUCCAGGAGCCGUUGGAAAACCUGGGUUGAGAGGAAUUGUAGGAGCAAAAGGUCGAAAUGGAGUUCCUGGUAGGAAUGGACAACCAGGAUCUCCUGGAGAACCUGGGCUAUCUGGACCUGCAGGCAAAGAUGGAGAAGUGGGUCAUCCAGGCUCUAAGGGUUCCGAUAUGUAUCAUUCAGUCGGUCGUCCUGGUCCAAAAGGCGCAACAGGAUUACCAGGACCAGCAGGACCAGUAGGUGAUAAAGGUACUGAAGGACAAACUGGGAAAGCUGGUUUACCGGGGUCUCCAGGAAACAUUGGAGAGCCUGGUCUUCCUGGUUUUCAAGGUGCAAUAGGAUCAGAUGGCUCAGAAGGACGGCCUGGAAAAGAUGCUGAGUACUGUCCAUGUCCACCUAGACGAUCCGAUACCAAAUAUCAUCGAAAUAAAGACCAGAAAGCAACACCAACAACGCUACUUCAGUUUGAUGACAUAUACGGAAAAGUAGUCAAUGAGGACUCUGCAAACUGA
Molecule: messenger RNA, 1053 nt
Organism: Thelazia callipaeda (thelaziosis nematode)
Lineage: Eukaryota; Metazoa; Nematoda; Chromadorea; Rhabditida; Thelaziidae
Source: the annotation of a GenBank genome assembly